CGAACGUGUUUGACUUAUCGUUUUUACAUUCAAGAAUCGUGAUUUUAAGAAUUCUCUAUGAUUUCAUGCUCUUCAUUGGUACAAAGAUGAAAAUGAAUUUUUUUGAAAAAUUGUUUUGCCCACUCGAACAAUCGCUCGGGAGAUGUUAAUAAUAAAUCCGUAUCUUUUUGCAAACUUGUAAAAUACGCGUGUCUUUUGACGGUACCUCCUAUUCCAUCACAAGCACCUUUGCCGUGGGACGUAGCAAAAAAGUGCCACUCUGCAUCGAUUCCGAAAUGAAGGGGAAGAAAUGGAUUUAUUUAAAAACUAUCCGAAGGGAAGUAAGGCAAGGAGACAGGCUUGUGGCGACUCGCCCAAACCAAGAAGCGACAAGACACCCCUUUGCCCGCAAAUGGACGAACCCGGGCCAAAGGUCGAGUGUCACAGCAUCUGGCAAGAUGUGGCUGAGCCGGGAAGAAGGGACGCUUCGGUCAGUCUUACCUACGCCGACUUACACGCCACUCGUCGCAAUUUGUAGUCUUGAUAUUGUAUACAUUUUUGCUGUUAAGUUGUUGAGUUGUUAAGUUGUUACAAAUAAAUUCACAUAAUUAAGCUGGGAUUUCUAUCGCAACCAUCCCACAGGCUUUUGCCAUGUUAAGAAAUAAUACAAACUUUAAUUUAUACAUAAGUGGAGUUGUGAGACCAAACAGACAACUUGUAAAAGCGAAAGUUGAAGAUCCGACGUAUUAUCCUUGUGCCUAUUGCAAGAGAAUAUUUAUAAAGGGGUAUUUAAAGCGACAUGUAAGCAACAUGCUCUCAAAGGGAUACAAACCAAAAUGGACCAAAAAUUAAUGCACUUUCACAUUCUCAAACAAUAAUGGCAUGCGCAAUGGACCCAACUCAAGUUAUAGCCAAAUUAAAUGUUAAAAAACAGGUAUUCGAAAACAGAUCUGCUUAUUGCAAACUUUGGCGAAUCCUACAUGAAGAAGCAUAAGAGAGAACGCAUGGUGUAUGCUUGUAGUAACAGAAUGGGUGAACUCUCGAGAUUGUUAAUAAACUUUCGACAAAUUAAAAAUGAUAAAAAGAUUACUUUUACGGAAAUACUUCACCCUAAAAAGUUUGACGACGUACUGUUUGCGACAAGAAAAAUAGUCGGUUAUGAUCAUGAAAAAAAAAACAUUUGCAAUGCCAAGUCUAGCUAUGCAUUUAGGCACUUCCUUAAAAAAUGGCAUCUUUGGAAUAAGGAACUGCAAGAAAAACGGUGGAACAAACCUUUACUUUUGGCUUUAGUAAGUGAUAUAAAAAAAUUCAGAGAUGAAGUUACUAGGAUCGCCGAAGGAGCUUUAAGCAAAUUAUCUUUGAACAGUAAAGAUAAGCAAGCUUUUAAAUUACUGAAUAAAUGUGUAUUGUCAAUAUUAAUUUUGUUUAAUCGGCGUAGAAUUGGUGAUGUUCAGUACUUAAAAAUUGACGAUUAUAAAGCAAACAAAACUACCAAUUAUACAUAUAAUAUACAUAUAUAUACAGACUUUGAGAAUGCUUUAACAGAAACGGAGAAAGCGCUUACAAAGAAAUACAAAAGGGUAUUGAAUAGUGGUAAGGGUUCUAGGAGUGUGGUCAUUUUAGUACCAGAAGAGCUUGGAAAAAUGGUUGAUGCAUUACUAGAACACCGGAUAACACAUUGUGGAUAA
Molecule: messenger RNA, 1667 nt
Organism: Brassicogethes aeneus
Lineage: Eukaryota; Metazoa; Arthropoda; Insecta; Coleoptera; Nitidulidae
Source: the annotation of a GenBank genome assembly